Molecule: messenger RNA, 522 nt
Organism: Cavenderia fasciculata
Lineage: Eukaryota; Evosea; Eumycetozoa; Acytosteliales; Cavenderiaceae
Exons: 3
Coding region: 1-522 (173 amino acids)
Source: RefSeq, a predicted model, not a curated record
AUGUCAUUGCCGAGUUGGUUCCAUGUGUGUGUCUAUCGUACAUAUCUCGUCCACGAGGCAGCAGCAGCAUCCAAUCCAAAAAGAAGAUCAAACUCGAAUCUUCCAUUGAAUCAUCAUCCUCUACUAACACCAAUAACACCUCUUCUUGAUAGCGAUAGAAAUAGAAUAAUAAUAGUAAUAAUGUCUCAACCAAACCCAUUCUUUGAAUGGAUCCUUUCCGAUGAAUCAGAGAUCCCUCUUCCUGAUCGUCAGGGAAUAGUAGACUCUCUUGACUCACAAAAGGUGAGAAGUACACCAGCUGCCAACCAACUUGAUGAUAAUCAAUGGGAGAGAUUGAUACCAAUUUUGGGGAACAUGGGUCUAAACGAAUUGACUUGUGGAUACUCAACAGGAGCAACAAGAGGAGGUAGAUUUGUUGGCUCACACACCCCAAUUCGAUAUGAAGAGCAUCAACUCGAGCAGCAACACCAGCAACCCAACAAGAAGAGCAACAACAACUCGAGGAACAAAGAUCCCUCUUAA